UGGUACCUGUUGGUAUCAUUACUGCAAUGAUUCAGCUGUAGGAUCACAUUCAUCAGUUGGCAUACUACUCAGUAUGGCAGGCAACGUUUGAUGUUUCAAAUGACGUAGUUGCCCGAUGACGUUCAAGCUCUGUGAGAGCCUAUCCAAACCUCAAAACUCCUGCAAUAACGCGAGACUAACCCAAUAUGACAUCGGAUAAUAUGACGUCCCAGCUUGACAGCUACCUCGCAGAUGCGAUCCAAAUUGACGCCAACGAGGAAAAGAUGGCCAUUCUCAAUCUCAUCAGGGGCCGUAACAGCGCACUCAGCGUCGUGAACUUGCUUGUUGAGCAAGCCAGGCGUCUCGAGGCGAAAGGACCGUCGAAUGCGGCUUCCGAAUACCUGGAGGAUAUCCAUACCGGACUCAGCAGCCUCGCAGCCCGUGCCCCAGUUACUCACCCGCAUCUCGUCGAUUUGAUCGAGCUCCUCCACAAGAGCCAAGAAGAAGUCGUCCGAAUCGGAUUCUUCGGCUCCUUUGGAAUGCAGCAUGGCGACUACCACCGAUACCUCGAAUCCGACCCCGAGCAAGCUGAAAAGUAUAUCAACAUUAACAGCUUCGAAGCCCGCCUGUGGAAUCGACUAGGGCGCGACUUCGGAUACGAGGUUACCAGCGACCCUACUGAGAAAUUGUCUCAGUCGGUGGAGGCGUCAUUGCCUGACAAUCACGGAGCACAGACGGUUGAUGCCAAGAUUUCGACGGGUUGCAUGUGGAUGCUUCACGCCGGUGGGGCGAUCUGGACGCUUUCGCGCCAAGAAGACAAUGACGAGGUAGGAAAUCAAUUCAGAGGAUGUCUCUGGAAGGAUGGGAAGAACGGCUACAGUAUGGCGCGCUGGGAGUUUUGGUUGGAACGUUUCAACGCGAUUUCACGGGGAGAUGGGCCAGAGGUCACUGCUGAAACUCGAGGCUACGCGAGUGCAGCAGCGCGUGUGAUGAAGGAACUCCAGGAGGCUAAAGGCGUUUGAUGAAUAGUAUACCUUCAGUCGGUGGGAGAAAUCUAGUAACCAGUGGGCCGAAGAUCCACAGCAGCAUUGCCGUACUUAUUUCAGCAAUCUGAAGAAUUUCUACGAGAGUCUCAGAGAUUAUUGAUGGAGGAUGUACGAUCUCAGAUUUCUCGACGUGACGGCAUGAGCUACCGAAGUACCUACAUAGCAGCCCACUGCACGUUUUAGACUUUGAGCAGCCGCGAUUGGGAUUAUACAUUCCAAAAACGCACCCAGAAUUUGCAAGCAGAGCUAUUUGAGAGUUGAAGACACAUCGCAAGCAAACAUCAAUUCCUCAUAUCAUAUGCUCACAAUUGUCCGGGCACAAUUCGA
Messenger RNA from Dissoconium aciculare CBS 342.82, 1352 nucleotides. RefSeq lists its product as uncharacterized. The record is from RefSeq and is a predicted model, not a curated record. Bases 186 to 1001 code for a protein of 271 amino acids. Lineage: Eukaryota; Fungi; Ascomycota; Dothideomycetes; Mycosphaerellales; Dissoconiaceae. The transcript is spliced from 2 exons.